Molecule: messenger RNA, 1551 nt
Organism: Cheilinus undulatus (humphead wrasse)
Lineage: Eukaryota; Metazoa; Chordata; Actinopteri; Labriformes; Labridae
Gene: gale
Product: UDP-galactose-4-epimerase
Exons: 11
Coding region: 156-1175 (339 amino acids)
Biological process (GO): beta-D-galactose catabolic process via UDP-galactose, Leloir pathway
Cellular component (GO): cytosol
Molecular function (GO): UDP-glucose 4-epimerase activity
Source: RefSeq, a predicted model, not a curated record
GUAAAACAUGUCUUGAGAAAGAGACAUUAAACUACAUUCACUGAACUGACAGGUAAACCUGUAUUUUAUCUCUCCAGUCUUUCUGAUUCCUGUUCUGCAGAGAAACCCCGACGGAAACUAAAAUCCACUCUCUCACUGGAAAACUAAGUCCAAGAAUGGCAGAAAAGGUGCUGGUCACAGGUGGAGCGGGUUACAUUGGGAGCCACUGUGUGGUGGAGCUCAUUGAAGCAGGCUACCAGCCGGUCGUAGUGGAUAACUUCAGUAACGCUGUAAGAGGAGAAGGUGACGUGCCAGAAAGCAUACGAAGGAUAGAGAAGCUCCUAGACACCAAAAUUGAGUUUCAUGAAUUAGAUCUUUUGGACCAGCCUGGCUUGGAAAAACUCUUCAAAAAGCAUUCUUUCAGCGCAGUGAUACACUUUGCUGGUCUAAAGGCUGUUGGAGAAUCAGUUGAGCUGCCCUUACGCUACUACAGGGUCAACCUUACUGCCUCUAUGAACCUGCUUGAGGUGAUGCAGGCUCACAGGGUGCACAAUCUGGUCUUCAGCAGCUCUGCCACAGUGUACGGAGACCCUCAGCGCCUUCCCAUCGAUGAGCAGCAUCCCGUUGGUGGCUGCACCAACCCCUACGGCAAGACCAAGUACUUUAUUGAGGAGAUGAUCAAGGACCACUGUAAAGCUGAGAAGGACUGGAAUGCAGUGCUGCUUCGUUAUUUCAAUCCAAUUGGAGCUCACUCAUCUGGCCUGAUAGGAGAGGAUCCUCAGGGUAUCCCCAACAACCUGCUGCCAUAUGUUGCCCAGGUUGCCAUUGGAAGAAGACAGUGCCUCAGUGUAUUUGGAAAUGAUUAUGACACACCUGAUGGCACAGGUGUGAGAGAUUAUAUCCAUGUUGUUGAUCUGGCAAAAGGACACAUAGCAGCUCUAAAGAAGCUGAAGGAAGACUGCGGGUGCAAGGUUUACAACCUUGGAACAGGAAGAGGCUACUCUGUGCUCCAGAUGGUGAAAGCCAUGGAAAAAGCUUCAGGGAGAGAGAUCUCGUACAAAAUCGCCCCACGGAGAGGUGGAGACAUAGCAUCCUGCUAUGCUGACCCUUGUCUAGCUGAGAAGGAGCUGGGCUGGAAGGCCAGCUUUGACCUGGAAAGAAUGUUUUUCUGUGUAUUUUUGUACCUUUCCAGGUGAGGAUCUGUGGCGCUGGCAGUCAAUGAACCCCACUGGAUUUUCCAAUGGUACAGCCUCAUGAUGAAUCCCCUGCCUUAUGCUACUGUUUCUACAUCAACGGGCCAAAGGGAACCAUAAACUUCCUCAUUUUUGCAUAUCGCAUUAAAACCUCAAACCUUAAGGGGAGCCAAAUGCUUUAUGCUUUAUAAUUUUUAAUUCUUAAAAUACUGUUUGUUGAAAAAACACAGAAAAUGUCUGUCAGCUUUAUUUUAUUGUUUCCGUUUAACAUUUAUUUUUUCUCUAUGAAUGUAUCAAUCUUUGAGCCAUAUCUUAAAAUGAAUAAAUUAAUUUUCUAAAUGAGAAGACUAAUAUUUGUAUUUCUCUUCCUUUAUGAAAG